AUGGGCAUUCCUUAUGCCUCUAGGUCUCUGACUACGUUAACGAUGGACCCUAAGGGUAGCCGGAUGGUCACUGGAGGGACAGAUGGCGUGGUUAGGUAUUGGGAUCUAAAUGGUAUCAAUGCAUUGGACCCGAAGCCCUUUAGAGAGUUUACCCCACAAGAAGGAUAUCCAAUAAACUGUGUGAGGUUUAGUAACAGUGGUGGGCAAGUAUUGGUAUUACCUGCAGAUGCUAGGUGUCGUAUUCAUGAUCGUAACGGUACAAGUACUCCUAUACAGCAGACUAUAAAGGGUGAUCAGUACAUUAGAGAUCUACAGCAUACUAAAGGCCAUACUGCUACCAUUACUGAUGGUCAUUGGCAUCCAAUGGAUCCCUCUAAAUGGAUAACAUCAAGCCUUGACUGCACUAUAAGAAUAUGGGAUAUCAACACUCCAGGAACCGGCAUGGUGAGAGCAACCACUUACCGCUCCGCCUCUAAAAUUCGAAUCUAUGUUAGGAUAUGUGGAUACCCUGCAUUCAUACACUCAAGGUGUAGUGAUGGCAGUAUUCAGCUAUUCAAUGAACGCAAGAGGUACGGUAAGGCUGAUAUGAUAGCUCGGACAGCCCAUACCGAUGUGGUUACCGCUGUUAAAGUACUAGAGGAUGGUCAUAGGAUGCUGAGUAGAAGCUUGGAUGGUACGAUGAAGAUGUGGGACUGUCGUAAGCUGAGGUCUGCAACCCCAGUACGGACCUGGGACAACUUACCUUGUACUGACGAGCACACUGACAUCACCAUAUCGCCGGACGAGUCUAUGGCCCUCACUGGUACUGGUGAUGGGAGAGUAGUGGUAUACGACUUGCAAUCAGAGGCUGUAGAGCCGCUAAAGAGCUAUACCUUCCGAACACAGAGCGCUGUGAGGACCUUCUGGCAUCCAGUACUACAACAGAUUGUAGUGGCUUGCAGUGAUGGUAAUGCAUACUUCCUAUAUGAUCGAUAUCAAUCAGUAAAUGGUGCCUUGCUUUUCGCCCAGCAUAGUGUACCAAAAAAGAAGGAUAUCGAAGAACAGUAUAUGCCACAGAAAGUAUAUAACUAUGAUGAGAUGGUCCAAAGGGGAGGUCAAUUCCGAGAGACCCGUAGUGGUAAGCUACGUCGGACUAGGGAUGCCGAUAAACGACGAGAUAAGCAGCGUAGAGAGAGAAUGGGUAUACCUGAUCCGGAUGAGCAGCAUAAGAUUAAACCGGCCGCACCUCCACCAGAGAGUACGGCAGAGGAGACGAUCUUCUCUAAUAAGCUGGGUAUCGAAAAAGAGAAGUAUAUUGAUGAAGACCCCCAGAAGACACUCCUCGCUGUUGAAACUGAGAAGGGUGAUUCCUUCGUCAAUCAAGCCUAUGCGAGAACCCAACCUCAGAAUAUACUGGAUUACUCUGAUGUCAAGAGUGCAGGUGAUCGAUUGUUGAGUAAGAAGCGUUAUUGCCCCAAGUGCGGUGUGAAGAUGUGCACUUGUGGUUACUUGACUGCUCUAGAAAAGGAAGAGGCAAGGAAGAAACGUCGAACUGAAGUAGCAUAA
Molecule: messenger RNA, 1545 nt
Organism: Perkinsus marinus ATCC 50983
Lineage: Eukaryota; Perkinsozoa; Perkinsida; Perkinsidae
Product: Guanine nucleotide-binding protein subunit beta, putative
Exons: 14
Coding region: 1-1545 (514 amino acids)
Biological process (GO): regulation of DNA double-strand break processing
Cellular component (GO): nucleus; site of double-strand break
Molecular function (GO): protein binding
Source: RefSeq, a predicted model, not a curated record